Molecule: messenger RNA, 1224 nt
Organism: Cucurbita moschata (crookneck pumpkin)
Lineage: Eukaryota; Viridiplantae; Streptophyta; Magnoliopsida; Cucurbitales; Cucurbitaceae
Product: probable uridine nucleosidase 2
Exons: 9
Coding region: 246-1211 (321 amino acids)
Biological process (GO): purine nucleoside catabolic process
Cellular component (GO): cytosol
Molecular function (GO): purine nucleosidase activity
Source: RefSeq, a predicted model, not a curated record
UGGAAUUCCACCCUUUCUACAAUGGCGGGUGAACACAAAAAGGCCAUCAGCUUUUCGCUUUCCUUUUCACUUUUCCACUGAAUUUCGAGGAGAUCAUCCACAUUCCUCAACUUGAAUGGUUACAAUAUUUAAUUAGGGAAGAUCCUGACAUCAAAAUGUUAACCAUCUCAUCCUUCUCAUCUUGAUCCCUUCUUCUCUUUCUUCACACCCCGAUCCACAUUAGCCUUCUUCUCUUCUCAAAAUCCAUGGCCGAUUCCCGCAAGAAGACUAUCAUCGACACUGACCCUGGCAUCGAUGAUGCUAUGGCCAUUUUUCUGGCUUUACAAUCCCCAGAGUUGGAUGUGCUUGGACUAACCACUAUUUUUGGGAAUGUUUAUACUACUCUUUCCACAAGAAAUGCCUUGCAUCUGUUGGAGAUUGCUGGUAGGACUGACAUCCCAGUGGCUGAAGGAUCGCAUGUCACAAUAACUAAAGGUACAAAACUUCGUGUUGCUGAUUUUGUCCAUGGGGCCGAUGGACUUGGCAACCAAAAUUUUCCACCUCCAAAUGGGAUUCCGAUAGACCAGUCGGCAGCUGCUUUUCUUGUUGAACAGGCAAAUCUUUACCCUGGAGAAGUAACAGUUGUGGCUCUAGGACCGCUAACAAAUAUUGCACUGGCUUUGCAAUUGGAUCCCGGAUUUUCAAAGAAAAUUGGGAAGAUUAUUAUUCUUGGUGGUGCAUUUUUCGUGAAUGGAAAUGUAAAUCCUGCAGCAGAAGCCAAUAUAUUUGGGGAUCCUGAAGCUGCAGAUAUGGUAUUCACAAGUGGAGCAGACGUGUUAGUUGUGGGGCUAAAUGUCACACAUCAAGUCGUCAUGACAGAGGCGGAUCGUGACAAAUUGGGAAGAUCAGAUGGGAAAUUUGCCAAGUAUCUCUGCAAAAUUUUAGAUAUUUAUUUCUCCUACCACAGGUAUGCAUAUGAAACAAAAGGGGUUUACCUCCAUGAUCCAGCAACUGUGGUAGCGGCUGUCGAUCCCUCACUUUUCACGUACACAGAGGGCGUAGUUCGAGUCCAGACAACGGGCAUCUCAAGAGGACUCACAAUUUUGUACAACAAUAAGAAAAGGUUUGGUGAAGUGAGUGAAUGGUGUGAUAAACCCACCGUGAAGGUGGCGGUCACAGUGGAUGCCCCGGCCGUUUUGAAAUUGGUGAUGGACCGACUUAUCGACUCGUAGAGUAUAUAUAAAA